CCGUGAACAGCCGCUGAACUGAAAUGUGAAAGCGAAAAGAAUGAAUUUCUGGUGGAAGUAUUUGCACAAUUGCUGAGUAAACGAAGGCCCACAGAACAAGCGACAUGUAUUCAUAAGCGCCGCCGCAGAGUCUGCGAAUUGGAACGCGUACGCGGGUCGUAUUUUAAGCCGUGGUCGCGCCGUAGAGCCGCACUUGCCGCGAGUCGUCCGAUUGGAUUGGCCGACAGCGUUGGGGCAACAACAACGGCUUGAUUAGUUGGCAGUGGACAGAGCUGGCGAUCGCAUCGAUCGGUUAAUCACCUCCUCCAGUACCAGCACCAAUACCCGCCCUGCGCAUCUUCUAGAGAAAUCCCACCAGUCCGAGGAGUCAUCAUUCAUCAUGGGCCUGCGAUUCCAGCAGCUGAAGAAGCUCUGGCUGCUCUACCUGUUCCUGCUCUUCUUUGCGUUCUUCAUGUUCGCCAUCAGCAUCAAUCUCUACGUGGCCAGCAUCCAGAGCUCCGAAUCCGAGCUACGUCAUCCCAAGCCGCCACCCAAGCGCCGCUCCCUCUGGCCGCAUAAAAACAUCGUAGCCCACUAUAUCGGACGGGGCGACAUCUUCGGCAACAUGACUGCAGACGAUUACAACAUUAACCUGUUCCAGCCCGUGCAGGGCGAGGGGGCUGAAGGGCGGCCUGUUGUGGUGCCGCCGCGCGAUCGCUUUCGCAUGCAACGCUUCUUCCGGCUGAACAGUUUCAAUCUGCUGGCCAGCGAUCGCAUCCCACUGAAUCGAACCCUGAAGGACUACCGCACGCCAGAAUGCCGAGACAAGAAGUACACCGGGAGUCUUCCCCACACGUCCGUGAUUAUCGUCUUUCACAACGAAGCCUGGUCCGUGCUCCUGCGCACCAUCACCAGCGUAAUCAACCGCUCACCGCGCCACCUGCUUAAGGAAAUCAUUCUUGUCGACGAUGCCAGUGACCGAACCUAUCUGAAACGACAGCUGGAAAGCUACGUAAAGGUCCUAUCGGUGCCCACGAAGAUCUACCGCAUGAAAAAGCGAAGUGGACUUGUCCCUGCCCGUCUGCUGGGAGCGGAGCACGCUCGCGGUGAUGUACUGACUUUCCUGGACGCGCACUGCGAGUGCUCCAGGGGAUGGCUGGAGCCACUGCUGGCUCGCAUCAAAGAAUCCCGCAAAGUAGUCAUUUGCCCCGUAAUCGACAUCAUUUCCGACGACAACUUCAGCUACACGAAGACCUUUGAGAAUCACUGGGGCGCCUUCAACUGGCAGCUGAGCUUCCGGUGGUUCUCCUCGGAUCGCAAGCGGCAGACAGCCGUAAGCGGCUCGAAGGACAGCACCGCUCCGAUAGCCACUCCGGGAAUGGCUGGCGGCCUGUUCUCCAUUGACCGAGAGUACUUCUACGAGAUGGGAUCCUACGACAGCAACAUGCGCGUUUGGGGCGGCGAGAACGUAGAGAUGUCUUUCCGGAUUUGGCAAUGUGGCGGACGCGUGGAGAUCAGUCCUUGCUCCCAUGUGGGCCACGUAUUUCGCAGCAGCACACCGUACACGUUCCCCGGCGGCAUGAGCGAGGUGCUAACAGACAAUCUGGCCAGAGCGGCCACCGUGUGGAUGGAUGAUUGGCAGUACUUUGUGAUGCUCUACACCUCGGGCCUGACGCUGGGCGCCAAGGACAAGGUGAACGUAACGGAACGCAUAGCCCUGCGGGAAAAGCUCCAGUGCAAACCGUUUUCGUGGUAUCUUGAGAAUAUCUGGCCGGAGCACUUUUUCCCGGCGCCUGAUCGCUUCUUCGGUAAAAUCAUCUGGCUGGACGGGGAGACAGAGUGCGCCCAGGCGUACAGCAAGCAUAUGAAGAGCCUACCAGGGCGCGCCCUGUCUCGUGAGUGGAAACGGGCCUUCGAGGAGAUCGAGAGCCAGUCGGAGCAGUUGCUAGCCUUAAUUGACCUGGAAAGGGACAAGUGCCUCCGACCGCAGAAGCAGGACGUGCCACGCUCCUCAUUGUCACCCGUGACCGUGGGCGACUGCACCUCGCACGCCCAGAGCAUGGACAUGUUUGUGAUCACGCCCAAAGGCCAAAUCAUGACCAACGACAACGUUUGCCUUACCUACCGCCAGCCAAAGCUGGGCGUGAUCAAGAUGCUGAAGAACCGCAAUGCCACCACCUCGAACGUUAUGCUUACCCAAUGUGCCAGCGACUCUAGCCAGCUGUGGACCUAUGACAUGGACACCCAGCAGAUCUCGCACCAGGAUACGAAGCUCUGCCUUACUCUUAAAUCUGCGACAAAUGCUCGCCUUCAGAAGGUAGAAAAGGUGGUGCUCAGCAUGGAGUGCAACUUCCAGGACAUCACCCAGAAGUGGGGCCUAAUUCCGCUGCCAUGGCGUAUGUAGAGGAGAAGUGCCAGGACCCUGCCAGGAAGUCUUCAACCCAAUGUGAUAUUUAUUGAAAUUGUUUAAAAAGCGCCACCCUAUGCCGACUUGUUUAUUUAAACAACUGAGCAAAUCACACAAACCCAACACUAAUGUUCAACUCCCUAACGAACCCGGAACAGACCCACAAGAAUUGUUUUAAAAACACACAAAAAAGUGCUCAGCCAGGAGCUUUUCUCCCGGCGGGCACUGCGACUCGAUAGUAGUAGAUCAGUGCUAUGUCUAUGUCAUAUUUAUUAAGCAAUCUUAGGAAAUUUUAGCUGUAGUACUACAGUACUUACCACCCUAACACCCCACCCCCACACAUACACACACCCUCUUUUAUAUCACUUGAAUAAAACAAUCGUAUAUAUAAAUAUGUAAA
Messenger RNA from Drosophila bipectinata, 2786 nucleotides. It is a transcript of the gene Pgant3, whose product is annotated as Polypeptide N-Acetylgalactosaminyltransferase 3. Gene Ontology annotation, molecular function: polypeptide N-acetylgalactosaminyltransferase activity. Gene Ontology annotation, biological process: protein O-linked glycosylation. The record is from RefSeq and is a predicted model, not a curated record. NCBI's taxonomy places the organism in Eukaryota, Metazoa, Arthropoda, Insecta, Diptera, Drosophilidae. Gene Ontology annotation, cellular component: Golgi apparatus.